This is a messenger RNA of Lolium rigidum, 978 nucleotides long. Its product is annotated as reticulon-like protein B9. The record is from RefSeq and is a predicted model, not a curated record. The coding region runs from base 35 to 733 and encodes 232 amino acids. NCBI's taxonomy places the organism in Eukaryota, Viridiplantae, Streptophyta, Magnoliopsida, Poales, Poaceae. The transcript has 5 exons.
AGUUGCAUAGAAAAAACCUCAAACCAGCACCAAAAUGGUAACGGGAGGAUCGCACGGGCACAGAGCGCCGAGGCUCUUCGGUAGGGAGAGGCCUCUCCAUUCCGUCCUAGGUGGACGCCAAGCGGCGGACAUCAUCCUGUGGAGGCGGAAGGAGGUGUCGGCGUCAAUCCUCGGCGCGGCGACGGCGGCGUGGGGCCUGUUCGAGGUGGCGGAGUACCACUUUCUCACGCUGGUGUGCUACGCGGCCAUGAUCGCCAUGGUCACCUUCUUCCUAUGGACCAACGCAUCCGCGUUCCUCAACUUGCCUGUCCCAAGGAUCCCGGAGAUGGUCCUGUCAGAGAGAACCACGAGGCAGCUGAUCCUGGGCCUGCACAGGAGGCUCAACUGGUUCGUGCACAAGCUUUACAACAUCGCUUGCGGACAGGACCUGAAGAUGUUCAUCCUGACGGUAGUGUCUCUGUACAUCGGGUCAGUGUUCGCCAGCUGCUUCACCUCCCUCACCCUGCUCUACAUCGUUGUGUUUUUCACCAUGACGGUGCCAGCGCUGUACGAGCGUUACGAGCACGAGGUUGACCACCUGGCUGCGAGGGCUGGGCACGACUUCCGGACCCACGUCGCCCGGAUGGACUCCGGCGUGCUCAGGAAGAUCCCCAGAGGCAAAGGGGCUACCGCUGCGCACAGGACGACGACGACGACCGAUAUCCAUGGGUGGCACCGCUCACAGGCUAGCUAAACCGAGCCAAAGAUUCACCUGGUGAAUAAGCAAUCAAGCGGCUGUACAUGGCUAGAGCUGCAGAUAUACAUACAUGUAGGUUCAGAAUAAGACCUCGACCACAACACGCUCUACAUGGAUGGAUGUCAUCGAACCACACGCUGUUCAAGAUGUUAAGAGGUGCACACAUGUACUUAGUGUAGGUUCAGAACAAGACCUGAAUCGAAAAGAGAUACGCCGAUGUGGCAAAUAUAUAUAAUCAUGCU